GGGGCAUUGUUGAAGCAGGGUAGAGAGUGUAGUAACAGCUUGUACAGAUUUUAUACAGCGUUUUGGGGGCUUUAGUGUUGUUUAGGCAAAUAUAACCAGGGCAUUUGACACAAGGCUUUUCGAACAUUAACUUUCCAGGGGCCAUAGUUAGAUAUAGACACACUAAGAGUCUGAGCAGACUGCGCGCUAGCAGAGCGAUCAGUUCCUUUUACUCUAAAGAGACACACAAAGGAAAUGCGGUCGAUUUAAAAAUUAUUAACCUAGGCGUAACUGGGAUUGUCUUAGUUGUCAGGGGGAAAUAACUUUGUCUUCAAAUAAUUGCAACUCAGACAGCCUCUCAAGUUGUGGUCUCAACUUGUCUUUGUUGUAACAGAAACAGUUUUGACUCGUGAUUCUGGAUCCAUCAGCUUAUUAAUACUAUUUUAUCUGAAUUCGACAUCUUUACCCAACCGCACUGCUUAACCGUGGAGUACCCGUAGAUUAAACAUUAGUCGAUUUUUCACGUUAUCUUACGCGAUGUGAAGACCUGCUAUUAUGGCGAUACUCGUGAGAAGAGAUAACGUUAUGCACAGACUUCCAUAUAAGGCAGCUAGCAAACUAGCUUGCUAACGCUGAGCAAAGUGUUCCUUAGCAAAAGAGCUAACGCCACUGAGCUAGCGAGUUUGGCCACCCUGCUAGUGUGUUUCCUAUUUUGUAGAGGUCAGUUGACGUUAACUGUUGAGUGAGUGUUUGUUGUAUUUGACAUAAAAGUAGCCGACUAGCUUAGCAGCUGACCAUUGUGUCUAUAAACGGUUAGCAUAGCGUUAGUGUGAAAGUGAGGCUACGUUAGCAUUUGGCUAACGGGCUACGUAUCUAGCCGAGCCGAAGCUAACUCUGUGUGCUUGUAGCUACCCAGCACUUGCUGCCAGUGAGUUUGAGUGACCGAACAUUUUUCUUCCAAACUAAUAAUGGCAACCGCAACAGGCGAGGCCGUGUUUCUGAUAAAGGACGUAAAGCCGGGGUCGAAAAAUUUGAAUAUCGUAUUCAUCGUGUUGGAAAUAGGACGAGUCACCAAAACGAAAGAUGGUCAUGAGGUGCGUUCAUGCAAGGUGGCAGACAAGAGCGGAAGCAUCGCGAUCUCCGUCUGGGACGAACUUGGCAGCCUUAUUCAGCCAGGCGACAUUAUCAAGUUAACCAGAGGCUAUGCAUCCAUAUGGAAAGGCUGCCUGACCCUAUACACUGGAAGAGGAGGAGAUCUGCAGAAGAUUGGAGAGUUCUGCAUGGUGUAUUCAGAAGUGCCAAACUUCAGUGAACCAAACCCUGAGCUGCUCAGCCAAACAAACCAGCAAAACAAGUCUGGGAAACCAGACCAGAAUCAGAGGGGAAACUCUCCGCCCAAUCAGAAUUCAGGUACAGCUGCCCCACCAGGUAAUGGUUCCAUGCCUCCAUUUGCCAACAACAACAACAAUGCACCAUCUGGUGCGGGACGUGACCCUACCUUCGGAGGCAUGGGGCGACCCAACGGCCGGUCUCCUGGCAAUGGAGCGCCUCCAGUUAUUGCUGCAGGACCCGCGACAACCGCAAAGUCUUCGGUUACCAUUAGCAACGGCAGGGACCCACGGCGUGCCAAAAGAUGAAACUGGGCUUGGGGGGGAGAUCAUGUGGGAAAACUAUGGACAUCCUUAUUUCCCCCUGCCCUGUUUUUUUUUAAAACAUUUCUGUCCCAUCCAUCACAGCCUAUAUCGGCUUUCAAAAUAAUAAAUAUAUUAGGGACUGCUUGCAUCAUUUUUUAUACAGGCUAACAGUCAAAUGUGUCAUUUGUCAUUCAUAAUGUAGGUAGUGCUCUCAGUAAGCAGCACAGUGUGAUUGUGAUCUACCACUUGAUGCACUAGCAGGACUUGUAUAGUCGAGCCUUGGUGGUUGAGUUGUGGUCAACCCUCUCAGUCUUCACCCGUCUUCUAAAUAUCACUGCAAAUUGCCAGUUCUGUGCCAGUGUUUUCCUCCCCCAUGCACUGUCCUAUCCCCCUCCCCCCGUUUAUGUUCUUUAAAACUACACACCCUACUUGAACACUUGAUGCACUUUCUUCUCUUAAUUUAUGUCGGGCAAAGUUGGCUGUCAUUUAAAUCAGGAAAUCUGUUUCUGCUUUUUAGUGGAAAAGGCCUUAAGUUGGAGAAAAUGAGUUCUUGGACUGAAUGCACAAGGGAAAUGCUUCAAACCGAACUAUAUCCGAAGUGACUCUGUGUAAGGAAAGGUGUUAGUUUGGAAUUUUUAAUGAUAGGUAGAUUGAUAUUAAACUUUUUUUUCUUUUUUU
This is a messenger RNA of Centropristis striata (black sea bass), 2291 nucleotides long. RefSeq names its product nucleic acid binding protein 1a (gene nabp1a). Gene Ontology annotation, biological process: mitotic cell cycle checkpoint signaling; response to ionizing radiation; double-strand break repair via homologous recombination. The record is from RefSeq and is a predicted model, not a curated record. NCBI's taxonomy places the organism in Eukaryota, Metazoa, Chordata, Actinopteri, Perciformes, Serranidae. Bases 948 to 1616 code for a protein of 222 amino acids. Gene Ontology annotation, cellular component: SOSS complex. Gene Ontology annotation, molecular function: DNA binding. The transcript has 6 exons.